Molecule: messenger RNA, 218 nt
Organism: Cylicocyclus nassatus
Lineage: Eukaryota; Metazoa; Nematoda; Chromadorea; Rhabditida; Strongylidae
Source: the annotation of a GenBank genome assembly
GGAUGAAUUCCUUGACGGUCUUCUCACUUUUGUCUUUAUUAAUUGUAAAUUCGCUUGAGAUGGACACGAAUGGAAGAAACGCACCGAUGCGAAGUUUGGGAGAAGAGCCACUACUCGAAUACCUAACUCCGCUGAAGUAUAGAAGAAGAUCGCAGCAGCUUAACUCCUACGGUGACCUCUCAUCACUGAUGCGAUCAAUGGACGAGUUACAACGACCC